Molecule: messenger RNA, 2991 nt
Organism: Prinia subflava (tawny-flanked prinia)
Lineage: Eukaryota; Metazoa; Chordata; Aves; Passeriformes; Cisticolidae
Gene: HABP2
Product: hyaluronan binding protein 2
Exons: 14
Coding region: 1-2478 (825 amino acids)
Biological process (GO): proteolysis
Molecular function (GO): serine-type endopeptidase activity; calcium ion binding
Source: RefSeq, a predicted model, not a curated record
AUGAGCGGGAAGGCGGCGGCCCCGCCGGAGCCCCGCUCGGGCAGGAGCCGAGCGCUCCGCAGCUCCGCUGGUGUUUCACUGCCCUCUCGUGGCUCGCCCGCCGCGGGGACACGGGGACAGGAGGGGACACCGCCACCGGGGGGGCGCCUCGGAACCCCUCGCACCUUCUGGCAGCACCCGCGCCCUCCGGCAGCCCUGCGGGACAUGGAGCGUCCCCGUGGGGCGGUGCAGGCUGGAGCUGUCACCCCGCGGGUUCCGUGUGGCCGGGUGACAGCCCUGCGGGGCCGGGUGCCAGCCCUGCGGGGCAGGGUGACAGCCCUGCGGGGCCGGGUGACAGCCCUGCGGGGCCGGGUGACAGUCCUGAGGGGCCGGGUGACAGCCCAGCGGGGCCGGGUGACAGCCCUGCGGGGCAGGGUGCCAGCCCUGCGGGGCAGGGUGACAGCGCAGCGGAGCCGGGUCCCAGCCCUGCGGGGCCGGGUGACAGCCCUGCGGGGCCGGGUGACAGCCCAGCGGGGCCGGGUGACAGCCCUGAGGGGCCGGGUGACAGUCCUGAGGGGCUCCAGCCCUCCCGGGAAGCAGCGCUGCCCAGCGGGCGGGACUGCCGGGCGCUGGCCCCGUUCCGGGCCGGUCGCUGUGGCCGGUCCCUCGCUCCUGGUGUCCCCGGACAUCAAAGGAUGCUGCAGCCCGAGCCGUACCUGCCUGCGCGGGGCUCCAGGGGUUAUGGACUGUGUGAUGGCUACUUCACUUAGCUUUGCUCAUUACCAUAGCUCGUCUUUGAAACACUGGAGUGGCUUCCAGUGGCAAGAGCUGUACCUGUGCGAGGAGCCGCCGGCCCGCGUUAAUCAAACGAGCCCCAGCACGGCUGGCGAGGCCACGGCCCCGCGGCUCCUCUUCUCACCCCUCCCUGCAGAUGAGGAUGAUGACUAUGAGACCUACUACGACUAUACAGAACCGGAGCAGGACACAAACCUCCAGCAGGAGCUCUGGGAGGGAAUCAGCUGGUUCGAGGCAACUUUAGGUGACACCUUUGGCAUGAAAAGCUCGUGCUUCUCCAACCCCUGCAAGAAUGGUGGUACGUGUGAAGCCAGAGGAAGUGACUUCAGCUGUCGCUGCCCUGAGCCAUACAGUGGGACUACAUGUGAAAAAGUGGAGGACAGGUGUCUGGAGAAGAAUUGCCACUUUGGUGACUGCCUGAUUACAUUAACCCCACCCUAUUUUAAGUGCAGCUGCAAGCCUCCCUACAAGAGACCCUCCUGCCAGCUUGCAUCCAAGCAGUGCAGUCCAAACCCUUGCAAAAAUGGAGGCACCUGCAUACGGAACAGAUACAGAUCAAAAUUCACCUGCAGGUGCCCUGAGUCUUUCAGAGGGAGAUUCUGCGAGAUCGGACCGUAUGAUUGUUAUGAAGAGGACUCCUCUACAUACAGAGGAAGAGUGAACCAAGCAGAAAAUGGCAAGACCUGCCUGCACUGGAAUUCCCACCAUCUCUUGGACCAACCUUUUAAUGCCUUUAUGGAGGAUGCUGACUCAUAUGGCAUUGGUGAACACAACUUCUGCAGGAAUCCUGAUGAGGAUGAAAAGCCCUGGUGCUACGUCAGAAAAAAUAAGGAAGUAGAGUGGGAAUACUGUGAUGUUUCACCCUGCUCAGCUGAAGAGACCCCAACAGAACCCCCUACAGACCCCCCUGAAAUAUUCCAAACAUGUGGACAACCUGAAGUUCGUAGGACACUCAAGAAGAUCUAUGGUGGAUCCAGAGCUACACCUGGAAAACAUCCCUGGAUGGCAUCUCUGCAGAGACAGACUCCAAAUGGGAAUGAACAUUUCUGUGGUGGAGUGCUAAUUAAGUCAUGCUGGGUUCUUACUGCUGCACACUGCCUUGAAAAUCCAAAAAAAAAGAUCCAAGUAGCCCUUGGAAAGCAAAACCUGAAGAAGAAAGAGGAUCAUGAGCAAAUAUUUGAUGCAGUGCAAAUAUUUUUACAUGAGGAAUACAGAGAAAAGCGUGAUGUCCUGUACAAUGAUAUUGCACUUCUUAAACUGCAGCCUGUUGAUGGUUACUGUGCAGUGGAAACAAAGUAUGUGAAAAUAGCAUGUCUCCCUGACUUCUUCCUUCCUGUUGGGACUUCCUGCUUCAUUUCUGGAUGGGGCCAGACAGAGACAGAUGACCAAUCCCAUCAGCUGUUAGAUGCCAAUGUCAAGCUGAUUUCACAGAGGAAAUGCAAUGAACCCAAACUACAUGAUAACAUACUGGAUGAUAGCAUGUUUUGUGCAGGAAAACUUCGGAAACCUGGAAUCGAUUCUUGUGAGGGAGACUCUGGAGGCCCACUGACUUGCGUAAAAAAUGGCUCCUACUACGUAUAUGGCCUUGUGAGCUGGGGUGAGGGAUGUGGCUUAAAAAACAAGCCAGGAGUUUAUACCCAGGUGACAAAAUUUGCCAGCUGGAUUAAAGAUGUAAUUCAGUCUUCAUCAAGGUCACGUCAUUAGGAGAGAGCUUGGGAAUGACAAAAGAAUUUCUGAAGCAUCAGGGUUGACUCCGACUUGCUGAGAUCCUUCUGUCUCCAACUGGUCCUGUAAAAUCACACCCCAAAAAUUUGUGAAACCAGCCAGUGGAUAGGGGAGGGUUUUAGCUACUAUUCUAUAACAGUAUUUUCAUAGUCAAAAUUACACAACUGGCAAAAAAAGGAAAAAAGAAGAAAAUCUAAAUCACUGUUUUGCACUGAGCGAAUUUCUGCUGUGGAGAAGUGCAAAAAAUGGACUUGUUCAUCUAAGCUAGAUACCUCACACAUCAAAGGACUAAAUGUGCUCAAGUCCUAGUUUCUGUUUUGGACCUUAAAUAAAAAGAAAACCAGCAAACACCUGAGUUCCACAUGGAUUGCACACCUGUAGGUUUCCCUGGACCAUCAGAUUAUUAUCAUACCUUUGAUUUAAGAAGGUUUUGCCUGUAGUUUCUAUUGCUUCCUUUGCUCAACCAUAGUUUUCACUUAUUUCCUGAGUAAC